Messenger RNA from Rhopilema esculentum, 5319 nucleotides. The record is from RefSeq and is a predicted model, not a curated record. Lineage: Eukaryota; Metazoa; Cnidaria; Scyphozoa; Rhizostomeae; Rhizostomatidae.
UUGCUUGGUCAGGUAUUUUUUGACCAGUUGUCUAUUUGAUGUACAAAUUUGAUAGUUUCAAUGAAAAAAAUCGAGGUCAGUGGUGAGUGGUGACACAAAGAGUACGGCCGACUUUGACAAGAUCUUUGGCGUGCCAAACAGCCUCCAUCUUAGAGGUACAGGUGGGCAAAAAUCAUCUAAAAACGUGCCAGCACUUUCUCCCAUACUCUGCCAAAUUAACUAUGCUGGCUGUUUGGCUCAAGAUGGCUAGAGUCCUUUAAUCCUGAAUUCGAAACAUCAUAAAAACAAUUCUAAUGGAGUCAACAAUGAUGAGGUCAUUACAAAUACCAACAUUGAUCAUUAUAUGCGUCGUUGUAAUGAUGUUUGUACACAACCAAUCGCUUGUUUCAAAAACUGAAUUAGAUACACUCGAUGCAAAAAUCGGUCAUGCGAGUUUGGAACCAAAAGUGCAGUACUCACUUGAAUAUGACCCUAAUUGUGAACUGUGCAAGUCACGGUCAAAGAAGAAAGUACAUAUCGUGACAACGUUCUUUCAUAUGGCUCUAAUGAAGGGUACUGCCAAACUACUUCUUCCUAAUUCAGAUUGGGGAGAUAAAGUGAAGAUAGACAAAAGGGAAGCAAAGUCGAUGUUCCAGAAGCGUGAUCGUGAACUGCUAGAUGUUUUGCAAAUGAAUUUGAUGAAUCCUUGCGUGAUGGCGGUACAUAUUGUAUACAACAAUGAAAAGGUAGUGGAACACAUUAUGAGCCAAAAGCUCCGUUUUACUGACAAACUCAUUUUUCAUUUGGUUGCAAAUCCCACAUACCAACACAUUAUGCUGUAUAUUGGCAAGUAUCUACGUCACCAGCUUGUUGUUUUUGCAAACCAGGACAUUUAUCUGGGCAGAGGCUGGAACGAUUUGAACCAUGAUCUAAUUGAGGAAAGGAGAAUAAUGUAUGCUCUCACACGGCACGGAAAACGGGAGAGGUAUUGCCGAAUGCCGGACAACUGUGCUCAUUCACAGCCGUAUCUUGGCAGUCACGAUGCUUUUGCUUUCAUCCUGACCGAGAUGCCAAACCCAAAACAUUUUGCAUUGCUCAAUCAUAGAGGCGAUCAGUUUGGAGUCGAGAAUAUCUUGAUAUUUGUAUUCAAUAUAAAGUUGGGAUACGAGGUGAUUAACCCUUGCUUUGUGUUGUUCGUAUAUCAUGUUCAUUGCUCGAGGAUUUUCUCUAAUCACAGAGUAAGGGUCAAUCGCUUUAAUAAUACUGGAAUGGCGCAUUUUAUGGAUCAGCUUUAUGUCUAGUCUUACAGAUACAGCCUAGUGUGGGAAAUGUAGGAAGUAAAGAGUUUAUGAUGAUGGACAUAAUGGUCAUCUGGCUCUCUCAGGGCUUUUACCCAUUGCUGAAAGAUCGAUAAACCCAUAGAAAACAAGAGUUUGCAAACUAGAUUAUUUAAUGCGAAUAAAAAAUUCCCAACUAAAGCCUUGAUUAUUGUUUUCUCUAACGUUGAGAGAGCGCUUAGGCCAUGUUGCUUUGCUUGGGCCAUGUUGUUUUGGCUAUGUCACUUUGGCAACGUUGCUUUGGCCAUGUUGCUCCUUGGCCAAGCUUUCUCACAACGACACUACGUCUCAAUUUAUGUGCUGAAGUUUGAAACAGCAUAAUUUCUGACGAAGCGCUUUCUUUCGAACCAAAUUGCUAGACCUGUGAUUAAAUGUUUCCAAAUAAAGUCAGUGAAUAUUAUAUAGAAUAUGUUUAUGGAUAUUAAAAAGUUUAUUAGCUAAUUCUGCUCCGUUGCCAUCAAACUUGGAUCCCUCUGGAUUUUUGGCGAUAUCGUAACAUAGUUUGAGCACUAGUUACCACUCAAAAUUGAUGCUAUUAUACGCUUUGCGAGGCGCAGCUUCCAUAUUCCCCUAUACAUCCCGGAUCAAUUUUGUCUUUGUCUGGUAUACGUUUUUAGUCUAGGUAUGUCUUCGGGUAUGACUUCUUCCUUUCUCCUUGAACCCAGCGUAGAAUGCUAUUUUAUUUCUUCCAUCAGUCUGUUGUAGUUUAGGGCUUAUUUUCACGUACAGCUGCAUCAGGUUUUAAAAACAGUGAUAUGGUUAGUUUUAAAUUAGGUAGUAUUUGUAACCAAUGCCCUGCUUGGUAUCACCAAAAUGCAGGAGCCUUUAUUUUUAUGAUUUUAUACGAUCGCAUUGCAAUGUAGGAAAAUCUACAUACAGCCCUUAUCUUUCUAAAAUAUGCAUCUAUCGUGGAGAUUAUGCAAAGAGCUGUUCAAACGUAGUUUCCUUCAAGGUAUGAGUUUCAAGGUAAGCUAGAUGCAAUAGAGUGGUAUGUUAAUUUAAUGCAUCUGGUAGAAAAGAAUGGGUCAAUUGUGACAAAGGUGUUCAUAUUAUGCUUCUAGAGUUGGUAGUGUAUUCAUAUUUUUUAUAUAGAUCGUACUUGUUAAUUAAUAACCUAAUAUCAUUGAAAAAUCCUGGUUUAUUUACAAACACUUCAGUGUGAACUUAACAUUGUUUUGAAACAGUGAAACAGUUAUGCUAGUUGAUCCUUACAUGUAGAAAUUUUUAUAUUGAACGUUGUGUUCCUGCUUUCCACUCGCCUAAUUUUUUAUCGCUUUUAUUCAAAGAAUCCCAUUUAUACAAAUAUGUUUUCUUUUUUUCCACCGACAAUUCAAUGUUCAUUCUUAAACAACAUAGCUAGAUGUAUUUCUAGAUAUAUGCAGCUUGAAAAAGAUACAUUUUAUACCAAUUGUUCAAGCAGCGUAAGCGUUGUCUCCACUUGUUACGUGGUUGUUGGAACACUUAGCAAGUGAUUUUAAGAAACGUCCUUGGCAAGAGAUGGUCAGCCAAAGUGAUUUUUAUGUACCCGUAAAUAUAUAUAAUCAUCGCAACGCCUUUCUUGGAACGCAAAUGAAUAGAAAUUGUCUAGAUCUACUCCUUGCUGUAAGGUUUACUCUCACUCUUUCCUUUGUUUUCUAUAAAAAGAUUCUUCACGAACCAGUUUUGUUGUAUUUUAGUAAUGAUUCUCAUUAGACGAUAAUAUUGUGCAUUCUCUGCUGCCAUUUUUUAUAGUCAUCUGCAUAACCCACAUGGCCUCUUCGAGAAAUCAAUAUACAAUCAACCUUAUUUCUAUCUAAUUGUCUGUUGACCUUAAGCGCCAAGCGUGAAACUCGGAGUAAAAAGUUGAGAAUGAUUUGAAAAUAUGCGAGUAAUCGGCUUGCAUAAGACUAGUUCAACUCUUAUUUUCAUAUUUUUAAAAUUGCAAGCAAUCCUUCUCAUGUAAACGGUGCGCCAUCAAACAUCAAAGGGCCGAAUACGGUGCUUCCUCAGGGCUUCUGCCUUGGUCCACUCUUGUUCUUGAUAUAUCAAUGAUCUUCCAUUUUCGUUAGAACGCGGUAAUGUGACGAUUUAUGCUGACGAUUUUACUAUUUCCUAUUCAACUAAAAUCCUCGAGAAUCUCCAAAAUGUAUCAAAUUCUGACCUAUUGAAUCUACAAGAAUGGUUACAGGAAAAUGAGUUUCUACUGAAAUAAUCAAAACUCAAUCCUUUUCUUGCUAUUGUUCGAGCUUCCAAUAUUAAUAGGAUAAAAAGUCAGCUUGAACCUCAACCUUCUCUGAAAUAGAUUAUUAAGGCACUGAGGCAAUUUUCGACAUAAAAUAUCUCAGAAUUAAAAAAGGUCGUUAUUUGUACAGGGAUAAGGAUAUUCAAAUUUUAAUAUGAAAAUCAAAUCCUUGAAUGCCCUUGGUCUCAUCAAACACUCUAAGAAAUAUUUGUCAUUUGAUAUUGUGGAUAAGAUCUUCAGAAGCCUUGAUGAGCCACAUUUGAGCUGCUGCUGCUCAGUCUUCGGUGCUUAUUCCAUAAAUAGACUCAACAGCUUACACAAAAUACAGAACAAUGCUGCAAGGGUUGUGUCAAGUAGCAGAAAUAUUGCAGGAAUAACAGUGCUGGAGUAUUGCUUGGAUCAGGGCAGAUUGGUUUCCCCACACUUUCCUGACACAUCAAACACGGCUACGUAUUCUUUCAUCCUCAGUGUUCGGCGUCAAAUUGUAUUUGAUGAAUUAUGAAAUUAUGAAUUUUUUAUGAAAUUGCUCAAGUAACAUUAUUAAAAAAAUUCUGUUCCUCUGGAAUGGCUUGAUUAAAUUUCUAACGAUUUGUUUUUUCUUCAGCUGCUCUCAGACGUUGGCUGCUUCCCAGCCCAAGUUUGCUUCGGAGGUUUCCUAUCAAUUUUUGUGGUACUUCCAAACGUAAAUUUUGAGAAAGAUAGUGCUUGUGGAAAACACAAACACGGUUUUUUUCACGAAACUUUGCUAAACACCUGCUUUCAUUUUAAAUUAAUUAACACCAAACCUUGAAUAAAGGUCUAGACUGGGCGGGCCUUGUUCAAGAUGGACCUUUUGCAUUUCCAGGAGGAAUAACCAAUGCAUAAGCUACAAGUAUGACGAUAUUGCUUGCGUAUUUCAAACAACUUCAAUUAACCCUUAGAAUAGCAGGUCGUGAAUGCUGUGAGUUACAUAUUGCAGUACUGGAAUCAAAGGUGCUUGGGGCUUGCAGAUUUUCUGUAAAGCUGGUUGUUGCUCAAUUUCCAAUGGAUCUCCUCGUGAAAUUUUCCUAUAAGAAUCCUGAAUCGAAGGUUUUAUACAUUCUGUUAUUGAGUACAUAUAGGCUCCAACAUCGAAAGGGAGGAGAUCAGGCGAAGCUACAGGCAAGAUUAAACAUGCACCAUCAUGUGUUUGGGCGUUUAUCUCAGCAGCUGUGUCCAUGGUUCUAGGAAUUUUCAAAAAGGCUACUUAGGAGUUUUACACGCACAAAUUCAAAACUGCCACGGGUUCGUUCCACUUUGCGUUCAAACUGCAAGUUAAAGCAGUUUAUCUGGAUUCCACCCUGGUCAACCCCGCCAAUCAUGUGUGGGUUAGAUUAGCCCGGAUCGGACACGGGCUAGUUGCGUUCAUACUGUACAAAAUGAUUGUUGUUUACCAUAACCCGGGUCGAGCCAGGGUUAAACUUCGUCCACAAAAAUUUCUUUGGUAUUACUGGAAGCUUGAUAAGUACAUACGCUAAGUCAAUGUGGAUGUACUAUAAGUUUUUCGCUUAAAAUGGUGUUAUGCAAACUCAAGGACGCAAUAUGCAUUUGGCACGCUUAGCUGAAUUAAACAGGAUAGUAAUUAGAGUGCAACCUUGCGUUAUCCCAAGCUUUUUUAACACUAGCAAGCUAUUGUUUGAUUUCUCGUUCAUAUUCUUCAGAUCUACUGUUACAAAAAACGGCUCUUUGAGUCUUAUUCAACAAACUUCAUUGAAAAAAAUGUAUUUUCUGACUAGAGAAGAUUUUGGCGAAAAUUAAGUUCAA